Pogonomyrmex barbatus (red harvester ant) is the source of this 2836-nucleotide messenger RNA. RefSeq lists its product as uncharacterized. The record is from RefSeq and is a predicted model, not a curated record. Lineage: Eukaryota; Metazoa; Arthropoda; Insecta; Hymenoptera; Formicidae.
AUAACGCAUAAGAGAAUUAACCAAUUAGAGUCUUUCAUUUUCAUUCUGCGGGUAGAAAAUGGAGAACUAUGAUUAGUUCAUUUUCUUACGCGCGUCUUUAUAAUAGAAAUGUGAUUGGAUAAUUUUUUUAUGCAUUUUAUGAUUAUGCAGUUGUACAAGUUUGCCUGGGUAUAACUGCAAGUAGGUCUUGUUUAAUAUUUAAUAAACAGGAGUUACAAUGACGUAUGGAGAGUACGAGUAGCGAAUCCGAACGCACCUUAAGAAAGUAAGAAAAUCUCAUAAACGUCAAUUUAUUGAUCGAAGAUCAAAACAAAACUAUUGCCGAAAAUAUGACAUACGUUUUCUGUCACAACUCGAGUACAAAUUCAACAUUAAUAAAUGAAGAAAAAAUAUUGGAAAAAUCAGAAACGAUCAUGUUAGAACAACAAAUAAAUAAUCAUGACAGAGUCAACGACGCAAAUUGUCACGUAAUCGAAUUAAGCAAUAAUGAUUCGAAGAAGGUCCUGCAACGACAAUUACAAGAAAUAACAGAACGCGGGAGUUCAAAUCUUCGAAGCAACGCGGUGAAUUGUGAAAAUAUGGAAAUUCUGCGAAAGCUACCACCAGAUACAAUCGUGAUACGACAAAAAACAAAAUCUGUUAAAGAAAACAAUGAUUUCAGGAAAUUAACAGAAACAAAUAAUAAUCAACGCCCGAUGUCCAGUUGUACGGUUGUUAAAAUGAGAGGAAUUUCACGGACUCUCAGAAGCAAAACUCUCAAAACAAUGGAGAUAAAAGAUAAUCCUAUGCGAGUAUCCAAGAGAAAUAUGGAUAAAAAUUUUUCUCGACCCAAACAAAGAUUAUUGGUUAAUAGCAAAAGAGAGAUUUAUUCAGAUUAUGAAUCCAGGAAACGCAUAAAAUUAUCCACAAUGCCAUACAUGAAUACCAGAUCUGUCACUCGGAAGAUGUAUACUGUAGGUGCUACUUAUCAAGCACCUACAAAAAAGGACGAGAUGGAGUGGAAAGAAUGGCCUGUGCAUGGAAUGCAUGAGCGACCGAUUUAUCAUCCUCAAACUGGUCUAGCGGUGGAGUAUUUAGGAAGAUACUUCACUAGUCUCGAUGGAUUAUCUUAUUGUGAGAUUAUCGAUAAAGCUGAUAUUGAAGUAGUUUCUGUCGAACCAUAUUGCAAUAAACAAAUUUCUUCAACCGAGGAAAAAUCAAAAGGAAAAACGAAUAUGAAAAAAAUGGAACAUUUAUCGAAUACCAAGAAUGCAUGGAAUAUCUAUCUCUCUAUGAAUAACAAAUCUUUUGAGACAUGCAUGCAUGAGAGUCUUCAUUAUGUACUUGGUUAUUGUUCACAAAUCAUGACACCGGUUUAUAAACAAGCUGUAGAAAAGAAGAUGACAAAUCUGAUGAUUUCUGCAGCAAAACUAAACUCUUUAGAAUUGGCGGAUGAAAUGACAAAAGUCCAAAAUAAUGCUACAAUAUCUUCAAAAAAUGAAGCUAAGUUGAUAGAUGAGACAAAGUUAUUAGAAGCUUAUGCCAUUGCUAUGGCACAGAAUAUUCAAAAUGAAAGUAACACUAAUAAUUCAAAUACAGAAGGAGUCAUCUCGAUUUUUCCAUCAUUUUCUGUAACACAGAAUGUACCAGAAGCACAGAAAUCAUCUGUUAAUCUAAAGGUCAACAAUUCAAAGACUAAUCUGCAGAAUAAUGAAAUAAUAAAGAUGAAACAGAUGAAUCAGAUUAUUCAAGAUGCUUCAAAUAACUCCUUAAUUUUACUGGAUAAUACAGCUGCAAGAUCUGCAAAUGAUAAUAUCUACAUAACUACAAAAAAUUUAUUCAAUUCGGAAUUCAUAAUAGAAAAUACAUCCAACAAUGAAACAUUAAUAGGGACGUCAUCAAAUUGUAAUAAAUUAGUAUUUGCAGAUGAACCAAUCUCAAAAUGUAAGGAGUCACAGAUGAAUAACAACUUGUUACUUACGAGACAUACCACAAAUAUACCAGAAAAUAUGACAAAGAUUUUCUUUGAAAAUCUUGAGAAGUUGGAGAGCAAAGCAACUGAUAUGAAAAAGACAUAUGGAAACAAAAGUCCUGAUAAAAGAAAAAUUAACAGACAGUCAGAUGACAAAAUAUCUAUGACGAAUAUUGGUAAGAAUUUCGCAUGUAUCAAUGAGACUUCAAAGAUUGCUAGAAUCUUGUCGGAAUACAAUGAAAGCACAUUAAGAAGAUCUAUGAUAAAGAACCAGAAUUAUAAUUCAAAAGAUAUGAAAACUAAUUUGAUAAAUUCAAAUAUCAAAACUGUACCAAAAAAUCUUUGGCAAAAAAAUAUAAUAAUGGGAAGUAAUCAACAAUUCAUAUCCAAUCCGAAUGCAGAUUUUCCACAAGAAAAAUGGAAAAAGUUUCAUGUCAUGCUGAAAAAGACCAAAGACGGUCAGUUUACCGGUAAUAAUAAUAUUUGGGAAAGGAAACCAAUAUCAUUAGAGGAUAACAAAACUUCUCUAAUGAAUCAACAAAUGAAUUUGAGUACAUUAAAUUAUACCAAAGAAAAAUUUGUUGACUAUCCUAAAAAUCAAAAUGAAUACGAAAUUGUUGCGGUUGAUAUGAAGAGAGAGAGAGAAAAAAAUUCGAAACAUUCUGAAGACAAAACAGAGAUCGCGAAUAUGGAACCAUUGCAGAAACUUCUAGAGAAUACUGCGAUCUUAUAUUGUGCUGCCACUGGAGUUCAUCAAGAUGAUCUAUCUAAUUAUAUCGAUACUCUCGAUAGCAAGCAAACUAUUCAAUGGCUAGAGAAUUGCAAUAAUUCCUAACUUGAAGAUAAAUGAAUAUUUCGUUUAAUAUCUGUGACAUUAUUAAGUUA